Messenger RNA from Trichomonas vaginalis G3, 888 nucleotides. RefSeq lists its product as uncharacterized. The transcript has a single exon. Lineage: Eukaryota; Parabasalia; Trichomonadida; Trichomonadidae. The record is from RefSeq and is a predicted model, not a curated record. The coding region runs from base 1 to 888 and encodes 295 amino acids.
AUGAUGAAUCAAAUGCUUGGGAAUUUGAGAAUUCGUGGCAUUAAGCUCAACGACAAGGAAGUCAAUCCAGCCGUAGAGAGUAUCCAAAAGGUUUUCAUCCAAAUGUCCUCUAUGGCAAACAACAGAAACAAAUAUGCCGACGAAGUUGAUACAUAUGCCAAGACAAUCUACAAACUUGUUCGUGCCUGGGCAACAGAAUUUGCACCAGACUUCAAGAAAUACAGUGUCACAUAUCGUACAAUCGCCAAACUCAAUCGUGAACUUGCUAAGCAAGAAAUUCGUGUUGCAAAUGACAUCAGAGAUUGCUAUGAGAGAUUCCUUGCUGUUGACAAGUUUGCUACAAUCUAUAACGACGUCUCAGAUAAGUACCAGUCUGCUUGCGACAAGGUAAUUGAUGAAAUGGGUAAAGAUUUAUACGAACAGAGACAACCAAAGUACGAACAGAAGAAGGAAUCUCUUCAGGCUAACAUCGCCAAAGCUAAGGCUAACAAGAAGGCUCUCCUUGAAGACAAGAAGAGAGCUCUUCAAGAUUUCAUCAACGCUCGUGAGCAAUACAACAUAUUCAAAGUUAGAAGACUUCACCACGCAUUCACCUUUUACAGCCGUAUCCUUAAAGAAUACGCCGAUAAGGAAGAAAAAUUAUACAUGCAAGCCGUCGACAUUUUGAAGGGCCUCCAGAGGAACAACGCCCCUCAGGAACUUCAGGAUGCCCUCGACGAUGCUCCACAGCCAAUCGAUAAUUCUGAAAUUCAGGCUGCUUUAGAGGAAAUCCCUCAAGAUGCUGACAAUGAUGCCAUUCCUCCACCACAGGAAAUCGAGGAAAAUACAGAAACACCAUAUCGUGAAGAUGAUGGUAAACAAAACAACGAAAUUGUUGAAGAGAUUUAA